Messenger RNA from Leptosia nina, 2268 nucleotides. The record is from the annotation of a GenBank genome assembly. NCBI's taxonomy places the organism in Eukaryota, Metazoa, Arthropoda, Insecta, Lepidoptera, Pieridae.
AUGAUGGAAAGGAAAGUGGAGACGAGACACGUGCAAUGGGCUUCUGAACUGCACUCGGAGUACCGCAGCACGUACAGAUGGCACGAGUACAAAGAGCAACAGCAGCAGCCAGGGGUGCUCAAGCAGCCGGCGCCCGCGCCGCCCUCCGCAUUGCCUAUUGCCAGAGGAGUAAUCGAACCCGCACUGCCACGUCGCAAGAAGUACCCCGGAGUAGCCUACAAGACCAAUGAGUUCUUUGACCCGGCUCCGUCUGAUGAAAUCCGGCCACAACAGAACGCUACCUUCGACCGCGCCCGGAGCGCUCAAAGAAAUGACUCGGACCGCGCCGGGCGUCGCAGCAAGUCUGAAGGUCCUCGCCAGCCAAGGUGGACGGAUACUGUGGAACCCAAGGCAACUACCGCAUUAGGGGAGGUGUUAGCAGCCAAAGAACCGGAGCCCGUGUCAGUGAGCACAGAAUAUCGCAACCAGUUCGCCUGGCCUAAAGACACGACUGAUGCGCCUAGGAAGAGCAUUUCUAUGGGAGCGCUGAAGAAAGCAGCUGCUGCUGAAGGGUCUGUAGAAGCGGAGCCGCUGAUGAACCACAUCGAUGGUGAAGAUGACCACAAGCGUUACAUUGAAGAUUAUCUGUGGAACGGGCAGAAGCCAGGGGUUCAAAGAAAAUCGACGUUCCGUAGCGCGCUAUCGGCCCUCAUAUACAACGGAGAGGAUCGUUCCAAAGAUAAUAGGAAACGGGGAAAGGGAAGUCAAAUGAGGAGGCGAGCGAGAGGUUGGUGGGCGAGGGCGAGGGGGUCGGGGCUAGGGGGGGCGAGUGCGCCGAUCGCCCCGAUUGCCCCCGGGGCGGCCGGAGAGGACAGCGCGAGCACGCUCCGUGCGGCCGGCCUGCAGCCGCUCGGGCUCGCACAAGGCGAUUCCUGGUACCGCGAGGUGCUGGACCUGCGCAAACGCGCCGGCGAAUACAAGUAUCGUGGCUGGGGAACCGAGCUGGCUCCAGAGCACAUCACUCAGCUUUACAAUAAGCAGAUCGAGCUCUGGUACCAAGUGUCCCGUCGGUCCUCCCUGUCUGCGCUGUCACUCGCUUCCACCAAUCACAAAGCACUGCCGCGUGACGAGAAAGAUGGUAAAGACUCGAAGAAUCACUCCCCGAAGAAAUAUAGAUCAUUCCGGUCAGUACCUCACCAGUCCAUUCAUGCAAAGCUGCAAGAGACCAAGGCUCUUGAGCGCUCACCCCACAAGACAUCGCCCCAAAAACAGAGGAAGAAACUCCAGGGGCAUAGUUUUGAUGAAGGGGCCGCUCAGGAAGGGCCUAAAACCGAAGGAGCCUAUCGUUCUCCACGAAGGCGACCACGCUCUGCGGACCCAGCGCCUGUCACCAGUGCUCGACAUCUGCCCAAUGGACAUGAAGCUCAUCCACGACCCCCUAAACCUACUGGUUUGCCGUUAAGUAGGGGCAGUAGUAAUAGAGUUAGGUCAUCAUCGAGGGGUGGAAGGUCACCCUCUGCGCCUCCAAAAACUGGGCCAGGGACAAAUGGGACAGUGGACGCGAAUGGGGCACUUGAGAAGGGGAAACGGAGUCGGAGCGUCUCCAAAGUGGGCAUAAAAUUGGAUGACGAAAUGCCAUCUCAUCGCAGCGCGUCCGUUGCUAAAGACCACUUCUUCGACGACUCUCCAGUAGUCAAAUCUCCACCGGAACCCACCAGGGUUAAGUCCCCGGAACAAAUGAACAUGCGUUCCCCAGACCCGGUCAACUGGACCGUGCCUCUUGACACUGGCAAGACAUUCACCGUGACACAGAAUGUCAAAAGCGAUGAGAACGUAAAGCGCCCUAGCUCUGACUUUAAGGGUAGCUCCGUGGCCGAAGACGCCCCCGCGAAGCCGGCAGAGAUCGCCCCGAUACAUCACCAGCAGAUGUCACCGAUACGUUCGUUGAGAAAGAGCGAAUCGCCCACGAGUCUGAGCAAACGCGUCGAUAAGACCCCGACGACGCCGAUAAGCCUGACUCCGAUAGAUGAGACCAAGGCCCUCGAUCUGAAAGUGAACGGCGUCAACGGAACCAGCGAUCAGUUGACACCGGAAACCCCAGUCAAGGAGGUCAAAGAAAAGGAAGUUAUCAAAAAGUCAACCGAAGCUACUCAGAUCGCGCCGGGCGUCGUCGAUACGACAGUGGUGAAUGACACACCAAGUACAGGCGGUCUGACGGCCUCGGAAGUUCUAGACCGUGCCCGAUCUAGAUUCGACAAAUUCUGGGGCAAAAAGGAGGACGACGUGUAA